AUGACACAAAAAAGUUUUACAAUUUAUGCUACAGAUUCAACUGAAACUAAUAAGAAGAAUCAUAUUAUAAAAACUUACUCAUUUAACACAGAUGAUGAUGAUACAACACUGGUGGCAAAAUCUCUUGUAGUUCCCAAUCAUAAAUUAGUAUCAGUAAAUUCUCCGUCAAUUGAUAAUGGUAAUAUUGAUGAUGAUUCAUCAGAAGCUACCAGCAAACCCAAAACAAAAAGAUCACGACAAACACAUGAUUCUGAGAAAAAACUCGAGAACAAAUGUCCCCCAUUAAAGAAAUAUCCAUGGUUUAUGAAGAUCGAUUGGUCAAAACCUUUAUUAAUCGUGGGUUCAUUAAUCUUUCUUUAUUUGAUAUGGACGAAACAAGACAUAUGGAUUCCUCGAUUGUUAACAUCAAAUGCUCGUAUUCAACGUACUGUCAUUGUACAAGAUAGAGAAAUAUCAGAUGAGUUAACAAAUGUAUCUUCAUAUCCAUCGCUAACAAACACAUCAAAAGAUUCACGACCGAAAUCUACUCGUAAAGAAGAUACUAUCGAAAAUAGUGAAGAGAAAAAUGAUGAUCAAGAUAAUAGUGAACGGACUAACAUUAGAAACAAUGAAGACUCAACAGGUUCUUCUACUAAAUCAAGUAGUAGUCAUAGAAUCCAUAUUCGAAGUCGAAGAGUCAAAAUGAGUUUUUCUAAAGAACAUGAGAAGAGGAAAUAUCAUUCUUCAAAAAAUCUUCUUAUCGAUAAUGAUUUAGACGAUAUUAAUGAUGCAGAACAAUAUAUACCAAUCACACCAAAUCAAUCAAUUUUAUUAUCACGCCAUUCGCGAAAGAAACGUCGUCAUCGUGAAAUUAUUCCAUAUGAAAGUUUGAAGACUAUUAUUCCUCUAAAAUCCAGAAUACGUUUAUCUACAUAUAAUGACAUUAUUGGUCAAUUUAGAAAAAAUCUUAAAUCUCAAAGUCGAAGUCGACGUCGACAGUUUUUAUCAACAUUAUCGAACACAACUGGUUUAAGCAAAAAUAAACUACAUCGAUUUAUUUAUAAAAAAGAUUUUCGUCUUUUAAAUAUUCAAACAUUUGUUUCUAUUUUAGAUACAUUUCAUUUAAAGCUUUUAAUUGUACCAAAACAGGUUUAG
This is a messenger RNA of Rotaria sp. Silwood2, 1134 nucleotides long. NCBI's taxonomy places the organism in Eukaryota, Metazoa, Rotifera, Eurotatoria, Philodinida, Philodinidae. The record is from the annotation of a GenBank genome assembly.